ACCUAUAAUUUGUUAUUAAUGUUAUUGCAAAAUGUUCAAACAAAAUCUUCGCUUAUUUAAUUACAAAAUAUGUUGUUGUGUGUCUGAUUUUAUAUAAAAAUAAAUCAAAAAUGUUUGCAUUAGGUUAUCUAUAUUUAAAUUUGUGACUAGGCCAAGAUAAGCAAAACGCAAUUUACUAAAUUUUUAUUUCUAUUACGUUACAAAACCCUCAAUGUACUAUUGUUUUAAUUUUAAAUUUAUCGAUAGAAAUAGAUAAACUAAUACAUCGUCAGUAUUUUAAUUUCGCUCGUGUGCUCGCAAUCAAGUCGUGUAUGCACUUAUUUUCGACUAGGUUUUGCGUAAAUCGAUAAAACCGAAUCGUGCAAUACAACGUGAACUUCAUCUUAGCUACUUCAAGCUUUAAGAACGAUUUUGUAAUUAAGAUUUUGUGUUAAUAUCAACAACAAACAUGGUGCUUUUUGGUUAAAUUUUAACAUGGAUAACGAAAACAAUAGCAUUGUUUAUUUGGACAUACAAAUAGGGAAUGAAAGAGCCGGACGGAUUAUUAUUGAAUUGUUUGAUCAGCUCGUUCCCAAAGCUGCUGCUAAUUUUAAAGCUUUAUGUACCGGGGAGAAAGGAAUUGGAGAAUAUGGGAAAAAAUUACAUUAUAAAGGAAACACGUUUCAUAGGGUUGUUCCCCAAUUUAUGGUACAAGGUGGUGAUAUAAUAAACUGUGAUGGAACGGGAGGUGAGAGUAUUUAUGGACCUUCUUUUGAAGAUGAAAAUUUUACGAUUAUGCAUGACAAUAAAGGUACAGUAGGAAUGGCGAAUCAAGGACCAAACACAAACGGCAGCCAAUUUUAUAUAACAACUGUUCCUUGCCACCAUUUGGAUGGUUUAAAUGUAGCUAUAGGUAGGGUGAAAAAAGGUUUAGGAAUCGUGGAGGAAAUGCAACAACUUCCCAGAGAAAAUGAAGUUCCCUUAAAAAAAUGUAUGAUUGUGGAUUGUGGUGUAAUAAAAAAUGGCGAACCUUUAAAUAUAGAAGAGAAUGAUGGUACUGAAGACGUUUACCCUCCAUAUCCAGAAGAUUGGGAUGUCGAAUCAAAAGAUGUAGAUAAAGAAUAUAAAAACGCGGUGAAUCACAUAAAGAAUUCCGGAAACGCUUAUUAUUACAAAUGUGAUUAUGUCCAUUCAGAAAGAAAAUAUAAAAAAUCUUUAAGGUAUCUCGAAGCGUGGUUAAAACGACAUAAAAAGCAAAAUCAUCCAAAAGUAACCGAAUUAAAAUCGAUUUUAUUAAUAAAUAUAGCUGCAGUUUUAUUAAAGAAAAAAGAAUACAGAGAAACGAUUAAAAUCUGUACGCAAGUUUUAUCUAUCGAUCCAAAAAAUGUUAAAGCUCUGAUGAGGAGAGGCUGUGCUAAGUUGGGAAUAAAAGACUAUAAUGAUGCGAUUAGAGAUUUUCGACAUAUUCUCGCUCUAGACCCAAAAAAUAAAACUGCUCUUGUUAAUUUCCAAGUGGCGAAACAAUGUAUGUUGGAUUAUACCAAGAGGGAACAGGAAUUAUUCUCAAAAAUGUUUUAAAAAAUCCCAAUUUUAUGUUUUAACUUGUAAAUACAAAAUGAAUAUGUACUUUAAAAUCUAGUUUAUUAUAUACCCUAAUUAUAAACAAUAAAAGGUAAAACAAAAAAAAAUAUUUGCAUAUGAA
Onthophagus taurus is the source of this 1681-nucleotide messenger RNA. RefSeq names its product Cyclophilin 40 (gene Cyp40). The record is from RefSeq and is a predicted model, not a curated record. Gene Ontology annotation, molecular function: cyclosporin A binding; peptidyl-prolyl cis-trans isomerase activity; protein binding. Lineage: Eukaryota; Metazoa; Arthropoda; Insecta; Coleoptera; Scarabaeidae. Gene Ontology annotation, cellular component: cytoplasm; mitochondrion. Gene Ontology annotation, biological process: protein folding; protein peptidyl-prolyl isomerization.